UUAGUGACGUCGCAUACCGGCUGUUUGACACGGAAACAGCCUUACAGCGUGUAAAGAAGAAAUGACCGACAGUGACCUCGAAUAAGAUGUUGAAGACCUCUCUAUUGUCUUCUCCUCUUCGCAACACAUCAGCAUAUAUAUAGAAUUCUGACAAACAAUACUACAUUUUAAACCGCCUUCGCAUCGUCGAGUCGUUACUCUGUCUGUCUUCUGAGUGUUCACAUUUGCUGCGUGAAAUAAUGGAAAAUGCAGAAACAUCCGAUCAAAACGGAACGACGCACUACAAGAAAGGUUUAGUAAACGGAUUUCACUCCGCACAGUCCGGUAACGGCGACUGCAUUUCGUCUAACGGAGGUGGUCUGGGUACUAGUGACAGCGGUGGCCAUAAUGGUAUUGAAAAUUUCCACCAUCUUCAUCAGGAUGUACACAACAAUGGUUCGCCUGCGAAGCGCUGCAGACUCAGAAGACGAGUGGAUUCGGGAAAGAAGAACCGACCACCCUUUCCAUGGUUUGGCAUGGAUAUUGGAGGCACCUUGGUGAAGCUGGUUUAUUUUGAGCCCAAGGACAUAACAGCUGAAGAAGAACAAGAGGAAGUGGAGAGCCUGAAGAGCAUCCGCUGGUACCUGACCUCCAACAUUGCCUAUGGAAACACUGGCAUCCGUGAUGUUCAUCUGGAGUUGAAGAACCUCACCAUGUGCGGCCGCAAAGGCAACCUGCACUUCAUUCGGUUCCCCACACAAGACAUGCACCGCUUCAUCCAAAUGGGCAGAGACAAGAACUUCUCCAGUCUACACACCACUCUAUGUGCCACUGGCGGGGGAGCGUACAAAUUUGAGGAUGACUUCAGAACGGUGGCUGAUUUGGAGCUGCAGAAGUUGGAUGAACUAGACUGUCUUAUUCAAGGUCUGCUGUACGUUGAUUCAGUCGGGUUCAAUGGCCAUCCAGAGUGUUAUUUUUUCCAAAAUCCAUCUGAACCUGAAAACUGUGUCAAGAGGCCAUUUAGCCUGGAGAACCCAUUCCCUAUGUUGCUGGUAAAUAUUGGCUCAGGGGUUAGUAUCCUGGCCGUCUAUUCCAAGGAUGAUUACAAGCGGGUCACAGGCACCAGUUUAGGAGGUGGUACAUUUCUUGGCCUGUGCUGCUUGCUGACUGGCUGUGAAACAUUUGAGGAGGCAUUAGAAAUGGCGGCUAAAGGGGACAGCACUAAUGUGGACAAACUAGUGAAGGAUAUUUAUGGUGGCGAUUAUGAGCGAUUUGGCCUUCAGGGUUCUGCCGUUGCAUCCAGUUUUUGUCAUAUGAUGAGCAAGGAGAAACGUGACAGUAUAAGUAAAGAAGACCUGGCCAGGGCGACUCUUGUCACCAUAACAAACAACAUUGGCUCCAUCGCUCGCAUGUGUGCAGUGAACGAGAAUAUCGAUAAAGUGGUUUUUGUUGGGAAUUUCCUUCGAAUCAACACCAUUUCAACUAAGCUGCUGGCAUAUGCCAUGGACUUCUGGUCUGAUGGACAACUGAAAGCCCUUUUCUUAGAACAUGAAGGUUAUUUUGGAGCUGUUGGUGCCUUCCUAGAGCUACUGAAGAUGACAGAAGAUUCCUGAGACACUGAAGAAAACCCAACCUAAAAACCAGAAGCUGCUGUAAGAUUUCAGGAAAGCCACAUCCCCUAAUAAGGAUAAGCCAUUUAAUAAUGUCACCGAUUUUCCAUUUAUCUUCAAAUCAUCGACACAUCGGCCCUCCUAUGCUCAAGACGUGAGCAGGUGACCAAGAGGAUGUGAUGUAACAGCAGCGCACAGAUUUUAGCAUUGUGAUUAGCUGCACCUCAUGCUAACUGUUCUUCAUCACCACUGCUAUAAAGCCAGCACAGCUGUGCCUUUGCUGUGUAUCGAUGAUUUGAGGUGACGAUGAUUUAGGACACUAAUUAUAAUGCCUGUAUGCUCGCUCUACUCCCUGAGCUUUAUGAAAAGAAUCAUAACAUAUGAAAGGGGUUUGGAGGGGGGAGUAUAAUGUCUACUAGUGGGACAGUCUGCGGUAUAAAUGAACUUUUCCCUCUAAUCAGAUUAAUCAUAAAAUGAUGAUGAGUGGUCCAGAAGUGUCAUUUACAUAGGAUUUUGCCUUUCCUUGUUCUGGUCACAGAUAAGCAUUCAUCUUACCCACAUUAAAUUAAAAAGGCUUAAGUUGUAUGAAUAAGCAUUUUAAGGCACGAGUUCAAAUUCUUCAUUUUUAAAAUAAUACAGCAAAUGCCAAUUGAAUUUCCGUCAUUUUUCAAUCAUAUAAAUCUUUUAUCUGAACCUUUUUCAGAAUUAGCAAAAAAAAAAUACAAACAAAAAAAAAACGUAGGUCAGAUGUAGGUCUCUUUUAUCUUGAUUGGGCCUUUUGUGUUUAGUGUAUUGUUGAGUAGCUGUCAUGUCUGAUUUCUAUUACAUUUACCUCUUUGAACUGGUCUGUCUAAUGAACAGAGAAUAUGCAUCUAAGCUGACACUAAUUGUGUUGGGACCAAAUCGUCAAUAUUGACUGGAAAACAGUAUCUUCAUCAGAUGGAGAAUUCUCAUAGUUCACUACAUACAGUAAGUCCCAUGAUUUAUUUUAUAGGAUUUUACAGUCCUUAAUGCUGAGAUUUCUCUGAUCUGAAUGUGUUAACAGUUUACCCUGUGUAUAUACACUGUAGUAUACCAUGUUUUAUUUAAUUUAACAUUUGCACAAACCAUCUCUUGUCAUAUUCACACUAUUAUGCAGUGAUGUCUCAAGUUUCACUUGAUAUCUGUCGAACCUUCUCCCAAAUGCCUUCAUCCUUUAAACAUUUUCAGCUUAAACAUCACCUGUUACUGAAAAUAUUUUGCCUUUUUUUCCUCUCACGGAUCAACAUGAGGUUCAUUAACUUUAUGCCUAAACACCGUUUAACCUUUAAUAAUAAUAAUAAUAAUAAUAGUAAUAGUCAGUUUGACUUGGAAUGCUCCAGGUUGUUAACCACGUGCUCCUAAAAUUCUAAAAAGUUAUAAUCAGUCUAAAUAUGUAAGAUCAGAAACGUAAGUACUUACAAGACAAAAAUGCAUUGCCUUUCCCUCCCUUUGAGCCAUAGCAUUUUCAAAUAUGCUGAUGUGGCCUCAUCACUGUAAUGUGACUCAAAAGACAUUA
Molecule: messenger RNA, 3126 nt
Organism: Danio aesculapii
Lineage: Eukaryota; Metazoa; Chordata; Actinopteri; Cypriniformes; Danionidae
Product: pantothenate kinase 1-like
Exons: 7
Coding region: 240-1592 (450 amino acids)
Biological process (GO): coenzyme A biosynthetic process
Cellular component (GO): nucleus; cytosol
Molecular function (GO): pantothenate kinase activity; ATP binding
Source: RefSeq, a predicted model, not a curated record